AUGUGUGCUGCUCUUUGCAGUAAUUCAUGUGUGAACAAACUGUGCACACAGUAUACUGGUGGUGGCAGAUAUGUUGUCAGAGCAGUGGUACUAUUUGUCUGCACACUGGUUGUCAUCUUGCAGCUUAUGGAAUGCUUUGGUAGACUGAUUGAGCCUCCAGUUUCUACACAUUCACGUAUAACAUUUAACAAGACCAUGACUUACCCUGCUGUAACAAUUUGCCGUGCUGUAGGUUACAAAGAAGAUGUACUAUUGAAAUAUAAAUUGGGCACUAAGAUACACUGGACUUCUGAAUGGCGAUAUUUUCCAUAUGAAAAUGCUUCUCUCCAGCAAUUUUGGGAUGAGGCAACAUAUACACAGGAUGAAGUGCUGGUACUUUAUGGCUUAUACCAUAAGGCCAAAAAUGUAGAGGUAACAAGCAAAACAUUUUUCAACUCAGGACGAUGCUACACACUGAAACCAUUGACUCAAGUAGAAACAGUUGGACGUGUAGUUGGAUACUCUGUUACACUGAACUAUGGAACAUAUUCAUCUCGACAGAAUACUGGUUGGAGCAUAUACAUCCAUGAUCAAACAGAAACUUGGUCAGAAAACUCCCUUCAAAUAUCAGGUCAGCAAGAUUCAUUUCUUCUGGAUUUACAAGAGGAAUUACAUCUUAGAGUCGCUGCUCAGCAAUAUAAAGCUAUCGGUCAAGUAUCGGCCCCCUGUAAUGCUUCAUCAUCAUACAGUUAUUCAGCGUGUGAAGAAUUGUGUUGUCACAAGCAGCUUGCUGAAAAUGUGGGUUGUUCUGCCCCAUGGUUAUCUGGAGUUGACAUGCCACACUGUUCAAAUUACACUUCAAAUAAGAAAUUGAUGGAUGGUUACAUGAAUAAUCGCUGCAAUUUCUCCAUCUGUGGCUGUCCUCGUCGAUGCGUCACCACAAACUACAUGGCAUCUGUGAGAAACAGGAGAACUUUUCAUACUACUGUAGAAAAUCACAACAUGAGUCAAUUAUAUGUAUUUUUCACUUUAAAAACAGUAACUACAGUUCAGGAACAUUUUGACUAUGAUUUCACGAUGUUUUUAGCAGAUGUUGGUGCCAUUCUAGGCUUUCUCCUUGGACUGUCAGUUCUUGGUCUAAUUGCAAUUCUAGAGCAUGUGUUAGGAGUGCUUAUUCAGUGUGUAAGUGUGGGUUGUGAUAAAGAAAGUAAGCAACAAACAUCUGCUAUGAAUAGAAUAAAUAACAAAAUAGUUUUAAGUAAAACUGUAAAUGAGCAUAUAACAUUAAGAAAAAUGUAGUGAAAAUAGUACAGAAAUGCUUAUGUUGCAGACCAGAAUGAUGUACCAGUCAAAUGUUUUAAUAACUUGACCAUUAGGAACACUUGUGGUCAUUUUCAGUAGACAUUCAUAUUGCUUGUAUCUUGUUUGUGUAAACAGAAGAAUAA
Messenger RNA from Schistocerca gregaria, 1424 nucleotides. RefSeq lists its product as uncharacterized. The coding region runs from base 1 to 1278 and encodes 425 amino acids. The record is from RefSeq and is a predicted model, not a curated record. The transcript is spliced from 7 exons. Gene Ontology annotation, biological process: sodium ion transmembrane transport. Gene Ontology annotation, cellular component: membrane. Lineage: Eukaryota; Metazoa; Arthropoda; Insecta; Orthoptera; Acrididae. Gene Ontology annotation, molecular function: ligand-gated sodium channel activity.